CCCGCAUUUGGGAAAAUGCGGAGGUUCCAGCCUCCGCAUCAUGCAACACCAACAACAAUUCUCGCUCCGUUUCCGAGCGUGAUGACGUGAAUCUGAUUCUGCGCCCGCGUCGCACCGACGGACGGUGAGUCUCCGUCCUCCCUGUGGCACCGACGGACCGUCAAUCGCCGUCCCAACCUCGGUCUUUGAUUCUCCGCCGCCGCCGCCAUCCACGGCAUACAAAAGCGGCGGGGAGGGCGAGAUAUGUGAGUAUUGUCUGGUUCAUUCGAUACUUACAUCGUCAAUUAAAUUAGACUUACGGAGUCCCUCCUCUACCCAGUCAUCCAGUCACCCAACGAGUCAAUUUCUCGCUCAAUUGCUCCCUCAACCGACCAAUCAAUCCCAUCAUGCCCCUCCCCGCAGAAACCGACGUGCUCGUCAUCGGCGGCGGCAACGCGGGCUUCUGCGCAGCCAUCUCAGCCGCCCAGUCCGGCGCCAAGCGAGUGACCAUCAUCGACAAAUGCCCGGAAGAAUGGGCGGGCGGCAACUCGUACUUCACGGCGGGCGCGAUGCGCACAGUGCACGGCGGGGUAUCCGACCUGCUGCCGAUCGUGAACAACGUGGACGCAGCCACGGCGCAGAAGAUCGACAUGAAGCCGUACACGGUGGAAGACUUCACGGGGGACAUGAACCGGGUGACGGGGCGACGGACAAACCGCGAGCUGUGCCGCACGCUGGUCGGGGAAUCCAACUCGGCCAUCAAAUGGCUCGCCAGCAACGGGGUGCGGUUCCAGCUGUCGUUCAACCGGCAGGCCUACGAGGUCAACGGCCGCCUCAAGUUCUGGGGCGGCCUGGCCCUGAAGACCCAGGACGGGGGCAAGGGGCUCAUCCAGGACCAUCUGCAGGCGGCGCGGAAGCUGGGCAUCCAGAUCGUCUUCUCGACCGCCGCGCUGCGGCUGGUCACUGAUCCGAUCACGGGGGCCGUGGUGUCUGUUGUUGUCUCGCACCAUGGCAAGGAGGAGACCGUCCGCGCCGGCGCGGUGAUUCUGGCGGCGGGCGGGUUUGAGGCGAAUCCGCGCAUGCGCGCGCAGUUCCUGGGCCCGCACUGGGACGUGGCGCUUGUGCGCGGCACGCCGUACAACUCGGGGGAUGCGUUCGAGAUGGCGAUCCGGGAUGUGUCGGCCAAGCAGGCGGGGAACUGGUCCGGAUGUCACUGCGUGGCGUGGGAUGCCAACGCGCCGGCCGACACGGGAGACCGCGAGAUCUCGAACGAGUUCACCAAGUCGGGCUAUCCGCUGGGGAUCAUGAUCAACCGACAGGGGAACCGGUUCGUGGACGAGGGGUCAGAUCUGCGCAACUACACGUACGCGAUGAUCGGACGCCAGAUUCUCAAUCAGCCUGGUCACAUGGCGUUCCAGAUCUGGGACUCCAAGACUAUCCCCUGGCUGCGCGCUGAGGAGUAUCGCCCUGAGGUGGUGCAGCAUAUCAGCGCGAAUUCGAUCCGCGAGUUGGCGGAGAAGUGCACCGAGCAUGAUCUUGAGGAUGCGAAGCGGUUCGAGCAGUCGGUGCUCGAGUAUAACCGCGCCGUGUAUGCUAGGCAGCACAAGAAUCCCGGGGGGAAGUGGGAUCCGGCGGUUAAGGAUGGGCUCACGACGCAAUCCGAGGGAUCGGAGCUGGCGGUGCCCAAGUCCAAUUGGGCCCUGCCUAUCGAUCAGGGCCCGUUCUUGGCUGUCAAGGUCACCGCGGGCAUCACCUUCACGUUUGGAGGGUUGGCUGUGAGGCCCGAGACAGCGGCGGUGAUCUCGUCGGCAGACCGCGAGGUGCCCGGAUUGUAUUGUGUGGGCGAGAUGCUGGGAGGAUUGUUCUAUGAUAACUAUCCCGGCGGCAGUGGCCUGACCUCCGGGGCGGUCUUUGGACGUCGUGCUGGACGAGCGGCGGCGGCCAGGGUUUUGUCGAACCGGCAGGCACGGUUGUGAUGAUGUUUCUAUGGGGCGAAUCAACUUUGGGUGAAGAUUGUAUAUAGGAUAUAUCUGCAUCGAGUGUAUUGCACA
This is a messenger RNA of Aspergillus heteromorphus CBS 117.55, 2030 nucleotides long. RefSeq names its product fumarate reductase flavoprotein subunit. Bases 387 to 1955 code for a protein of 522 amino acids. NCBI's taxonomy places the organism in Eukaryota, Fungi, Ascomycota, Eurotiomycetes, Eurotiales, Aspergillaceae. The transcript has a single exon. The record is from RefSeq and is a predicted model, not a curated record.